AUGUCGUCGAGAUACAAGGACAAGGACGGCGGCGUUGUCCUCAGCUUUAAUGGACAGUGGGUUAGCUGGGCGCAUACGGCUGUAGCUUAUACUGCAUUCAUCAGUGCAUUGAUAGUCGGCGUUUCUCUGCAUUACCACAAGAUCGUACAGAAUGAAUUCUACGGAUACCCAGAUGAGUGGUUCCCAUCUGUCUCUGCGACGAUCGGCGACCGAUACCCGGAGCGCUCAUUUUUCAUGAUCUUUAUUGCAAUCACAUCAGGACCUCGAUUUGCGCUCGUCGGUCUAUGGUACAUUCUGACUCGUAGAUCCGGUUCCAAGCUUCCGGGCUUCGUCGCUUCUAUGGGCCUACUGCGGACCUUGACAUGUGGUGGCUGGACGUACAUCACAUCUACGGACGAUCACGAUUGGCACGAUAUUCUCAUGAUAUCAUACAUCGUUUGCACUCUGCCGUGGACAACUGGCUGCAUUGCUUUAAGUCCGCCAAACCCUUCCGCUAUCAGGUGGCGCAAGCGCUUGGCAGGCCUUUUCUUUGGAACUCUGGUUCCUCUGAUCUAUUUCUUCAUCCAACACAAAGUACACCGUGUAGCUGGAGCUUAUACGACGUAUGCGUUUUUUGAAUGGGCCUUGAUUCUCUUUGACGUGGCCUUCGAUGCGGUUACGGCCCUCGAUUUCAAUACAUUUGAGAUUUCGGUAAAGGAUGUCAAGGGAAUCAGCAAGGGUGAAAACCUUUCCUCGGUCCCAUCUGCAGUUUUGGAGAAGGAAAAGGAACAGAUUACGGGUGGCUUCUUCUCCAUCCGAUUUACAUCAGCCGACGCUCUCGACACUGCUGCCAGUGUAUACCAUGGGUUUGUCUUCUGGUCAAUGCUUACCAGUCUUGGUCUUGUCGUGUGGUACUUCCCACUCUGGCACAUGGGUAUCUCCGGCUUCGAAGCUUUCGUGAUGGUGACAGUUGCGCCGUCGCUUUUGGGAAUUGGAGUCUUCCGAUCAUUUGUUGUGAACAAUCUGCGACUGGUUCACCUUUUGUCGCUAUGUGGUGUUGCUGCAUACCUUGUUCUCGACCCAGUGCUUCGUCUGUGUACAGUUGGCCUCGGCGUUGGACUUUCGUGUCUUGGCUGGGCUAGCUCUCUGCAUGCAGACUCAGUUCACAAUGUCCGACUGGAGACCAAGCUGCUUGGAUGGAUGAUUGGACUGAUUUUGUCGUCUACGUUGAAGUUUGCCUGGUUUACGAACAACCCUAUCUGGCCCAUUAUGCAUGCCGCCAACGGCGGAUGGAAUGGUGUGGGACUCGUGCUCGGCAUCUUGUCGGCUCUCCGAUUUACCAGAAAGGGCCCUCUCACCGGCGGCUCUCUAUCAGAUGAGCCAAAGCAGCAAGGCUCAAACCUCCUGGCUGCUUUUGGUAUUGGUGGUUUGUUCUUCGGCUUACAUUCAUUGCUGUCCGACACGAGCACCAUGAUUCUCUGGGUAUGGGAGGGCUACCCGAUUCGAGGGCCAUAUUUCUCCACUCACGGCUGGUUCACAGUCGCUGCCAUGUCUGUGGGCAUCUUCUUGGGCAUCAACAGGCCUGGCCUUGCGGGAAGUUGGCCUCAGUAUGCAGUGGGAUUCGUCAGUGCUAUCGUCUUGACGUUUUUCAGCCAUUGGUUCGGUUACUACGGUGGUCUCGGUCUGGCGGCAUAUCUCAUGGCAGUCUCUGUGCCACUCAUCUCUAAUGCCGCAAAGAAGGACCCGGCAGUGACGUUUGGCCUGGGCUUCAUGUUCUACAACCUCAUGGUGCUGUUUCACGUAUGGGUUGUCGCCUACGCGUUCGUCCCUGGUGGCCCGCUGGUUCGUGAGCACACUGAUUGGGUCAUGCUUACUACAAUGCUGAUGAUUGCUGCCGGUGUACACGAUUUCAACACGUCGCGGCCUCGACACCAACCUGCUCGCCGCCCAUCGCCCUCGCAACAUAAGAAAUACUUUGGGUUGUCAGCUAUCAUCGUCAACGUCCUGUUCAUGUGUGCGGCCUUCAGGCGGUUCCCUACUAAUGAUUAUAAGCCUUACCAUCCUGAAGAUCGGGUCCUGACAGCAGGUAUCUGGACGAUCCACUUUUCUCUGGAUAACGACAUGUGGUCUUCUGAGUAUCGUAUGCGUGAUCUGAUCAAAGAAAUGGAGGUCGAUGUCAUUGGUCUUUUGGAGUCGGAUCUGCAGCGUAUCAUUAUGGGUAACCGAGAUACCACCCAGUUCCUCGCCGAGGAUCUAGGCAUGUACGUCGACUAUGGUCCCGGCCCCAACAAGCACACGUGGGGUGCUGCCCUCUUGUCCAAGUUCCCUAUUGUGGAAUCCAAGCACCAUCUCCUUCCCAGUCCCGUGGGUGAGCUAGCGCCAGCAAUCCAUGCUACUCUGGACGUCUACGGCCAACUCGUUGACGUAUUCGUUUUCCACUCUGGCCAGGAAGAAGAUCCGGAGGACCGACGACUUCAGUCUGAGUACCUUGCGAAACUUAUGGGCUCAACGGAUCGGCCAGCAUUCUUACUAAGCUACUUGGUGACGGAGCCGCUUGAGGGCAACUACAACACUUAUGUGAGCGAGAUUUCUGGCAUGCAUGAUGUUGACCCAACCGACUGGGACCGGUGGUGCGAAUACAUAUUGUUCAAGAACAUCAAGCGUGUUGGUUAUGCCCGCGUUAGCCGUAGCACAAUCACCGACACAGAGCUACAGACUGCGAAGUUUGUGAUUCCGCGUUCAGAUGCCGAGAUUCAGGAGCUAGCAGCCCAGACGGCCGAAGAGCGGGAUCAUCGCGUAGAGGAGGAGGACGUGCCGGAGGGAUGGCGCUAUCCUGCCAUGUUCAGGGGAGAGGGUGUGAGAGAUCAUCGAUACCACGUCUUUGACGAACCACGUUACUACAACUAA
Molecule: messenger RNA, 2886 nt
Organism: Trichoderma harzianum CBS 226.95
Lineage: Eukaryota; Fungi; Ascomycota; Sordariomycetes; Hypocreales; Hypocreaceae
Exons: 8
Coding region: 1-2886 (961 amino acids)
Biological process (GO): fungal-type cell wall organization; GPI anchor biosynthetic process
Cellular component (GO): endoplasmic reticulum
Source: RefSeq, a predicted model, not a curated record